Brassica napus (rape) is the source of this 2846-nucleotide messenger RNA. RefSeq names its product UDP-glycosyltransferase 84A3-like. The record is from RefSeq and is a predicted model, not a curated record. NCBI's taxonomy places the organism in Eukaryota, Viridiplantae, Streptophyta, Magnoliopsida, Brassicales, Brassicaceae. The coding region runs from base 115 to 1563 and encodes 482 amino acids. Gene Ontology annotation, molecular function: UDP-glycosyltransferase activity. The transcript is spliced from 2 exons.
AAGUAAGUCGAUGGGUAUUGAGCUAAAUAGGGUAAAGUGCUAAUGUGUGGAGUGCAAUUUCUCAAAAUAAAAUCAGUUUCUACUUUCUAGUUUCCAUAAGGAAAAUAAAAAUCGAUGGAACCGUCUCUUGAGCAUGUGAUGCUCGUAUCUUUCCCAGGCCAAGGGCACAUAAACCCUCUACUUCGUCUCGGAAAGCUCAUAGCUUCGAAAGGCCUACUUGUCACCUUUGUCACCACAGAGCAGCCAUGGGGAGAGAAGAUGCGUCAAGCCAACAAGAUUCAAGACGGCGUGCUCAAACCGGUCGGUUUAGGUUUCCUCCGGUUCGAGUUCUUCAACGAUGGGUUAGCCGACGAUGACGAAAAAAGAACCAACUUCCAAGCCUUCCGACCACACCUUGAACUUGUCGGAAAACGGGAGAUCAAGAACCUCAUCAGGAGAUACGAGCAAGAGGAAAAGCAACCUGUGAGGUGUCUUAUAAACAACGCUUUUGUGCCGUGGGUGUGUGACGUGGCUGAUGAGCUUCAUAUCCCUUCGGCUGUUCUAUGGGUCCAGUCUUGCGCUUGUCUCACCGCUUAUUAUUAUUACCACCACCGGCUAGUUAAGUUCCCGACCAAAACUGAGCCGGAGAUUAACGUUGAAAUCCCAAGCUUACCUUUGUUGAAGCAUGGCGAGAUCCCAAGCUUCCUUCACCCUUCAUCUCCCUUUGCAGCUUAUGGAGAAGUCAUUUUAGACCAGCUCAAGCGACUUGUAAGCCACAAGCCUCUCUUUGUUUUCAUAGACACUUUUCAAGAACUCGAAAAAGAGAUCGUCGACCACAUGUCUAACCUCUGUCCUCAAGUCAAGUUUAGCCCUCUCGGUCCUCUCUUCAAGAUGGCUCAAACUAUAAGCUCUGACGUUAAGGGAGACAUCUCCGCGCCAGCGAGUGACUGCAUGGAGUGGCUCGACUCGAGAGAACCAUCCUCAGUCGUUUAUAUCUCCUUUGGCACUAUAGUCCACUUGAAGCAAGAGCAGUUCGAGGAGAUCGCUCAUGGUGUUUUGAGCUCUGGUUUGUCCUUCUUAUGGGUGGUCCGGCCUCCUAUGGAAGGUUCAAGUGUGAAACCAUAUGUAUUGCCUCGUGAGCUUGAAGAGAAAGGGAAAAUCGUUGAAUGGUGUUCACAAGAGAGAGUGUUGGCUCAUCCUGCGGUUGCUUGCUUCUUAAGUCACUGCGGAUGGAACUCGACAAUGGAGGCUUUGUCUUCGGGAGUUCCCAUGGUCUGUUUUCCGAUGUGGGGAGAUCAGGUGACUGAUGCUGUGUACUUGGUUGAUGUUUUCAAGACAGGAGUGAGACUUGGCCGCGGAGCGGCUGAGGAGAAGAUUGUUCCGAGGGAGGUUGUGUCGGAGAAGUUGCUUGAGGCCACCGUUGGGAAAAAGGCGGUGGAGAUUAGAGAAAGCGCACGGAGGUGGAAGGAAGAAGCGGAGGCAGCCGUGGCGUUCGGUGGAUCAUCGGAUAGGAAGUUUCAAGAGUUUGUGGACGAGUUGAUUACGAAAUCUGUUGCGAGAAAAGACAACGGAGAAUACUCAUGAUGAUGUCACGUAAUAGUCCAAAUUGUUGAUGUAACUCCGAAACCUAGACACCACUACGUGUUUUGAAACCUGUACCGAACCAGCAGUCGAACCGAUAAAUCUGGUGACACGGCAUGUAAUCAGGUUUGGGUUUAAGGAAAAAUCCAUGAUAUAAAACUCGUUAAAAUCCACAAAAAAAACUGUUAAAACCGGAAUCUGGCUACCGAUUGAACUACUGGUUGAACCAAUACGUAAUUUUUAAUUAUUUUUUCUUGGAUUUUUUUGUUACAUUAUUAGAAUAUGUUUCCUAUUCUAAUUAAGAAGUUUUUUUUGUUCAAACUAAUUAAGAAGUUAAGUUUUUAGUUUCUUUCAAAAAUAAAAGAUUGUAUGAUCAUGUGGAUUAAGAAUCUAUUAACAAAACUAGUUGAUGUAAUUUGGCAUUAGCUUAUUUUUGUUAUCAAUAAUUUAUUACAAUUUAUAUUUUACUUUUGGUUUAUUUUAGAUUUAAAAUUUAAUUUAAUUAUUCACACUAGACAUUUAAAUACUUAAAAAUUUUAAGUCUUGAUAUAUUUUUUAUUAUUUGUCAUAACACUUAACUUGUUACAAAAUUAUUAAAAAGUCUAUGUUUUAUAUAUUUUGUUUGUGAAAUGAAAAUAAAAACAAAAUUAAAUAAUUUUCCAAAUGGUUUUUAACACAUAAAACAUUUUUUAUAUUUUUCAAUAGCUAAUAUAUUAUUAUAUAACAAAAUUAUUUAAUUUACUAACUUGCAGUUCGCCUGUGGUCAACCGAAUAAUCUGGUGAUUUUGUAAGUUGUCCGGGUCGAAUUUCAAAACAUUGAUAAAAUGAUCGGAUAAAUGUGAGAAUAUCAUCAACUGUGUAUAGUGAUGGCUCUCAGAAACGGUAAAAUAUUGUUUUUUGAAAAAUAACUAAACCGCUAGAAGAUUAACACAUGAAAACAAAUAUCUCGUGAAGAGAUUUAAAAAAAUAUAUUAUUUCAUCUUUUUUUUUUUACUUUUUUAAAAAAAUUUCAAUUGUGAGAGUCUCAUGAAAAGUUUCCGUUGCGAUGCUUUUAUGUAACGUUUGGUUAAGAACAUGUUUAUUGUAUGUCUCUUAAGUUAAGUCUCUUCGCGUAAUAUAAGAUACAUUCUCUUACCUUUUAACUAAAAAAGCUAAGAGACGUCAGUUAAGAGACCGUAUCUUAUAUUACGUUAAUAGACCCAACCUAAGAGACCUCCAAUAAACAUGCUCUAAGCUUUUCUUUUACAGUUUAAAAGCACUUCCAACUAGAGCACUUCUAACUGUGC